Lachancea nothofagi CBS 11611 is the source of this 1188-nucleotide messenger RNA. Lineage: Eukaryota; Fungi; Ascomycota; Saccharomycetes; Saccharomycetales; Saccharomycetaceae. The record is from the annotation of a GenBank genome assembly.
AUGCUCGACCUAGAGACUGCUGGGCUGUUUGUGCUAGCUCUGGCGCUAAGAAUUGGGUUCUUCUUGUAUGGCAUAUACCAAGAUGAACAUUUUGAUGUAAAAUACACAGAUGUCGACUACUUUGUGUUCCACGAUGCUGCCAAUUACGUUUUUGAAGGGCUUUCUCCGUAUUUGAGAGAUACUUAUCGGUAUACGCCGCUUCUUAGCUGGUUGCUGGUGCCAAACCAUCAGCUGAAUUGGGUCCAUUUUGGAAAAAUGAUAUUUGUUCUAUUUGACUUACUUACUGGUAUACUAAUUCUGGCUCUUUUGGAAACCCGCAGCAAGCGUAAGAGACUCGCAUUGGGAUCAUUAUGGCUCCUCAAUUUCAUGGUCAUCACAAUUAGCACACGAGGGAACGCGGAAAGCGUUCUAUGCUUCUUCAUCCUUUUUUCAUUGUACUGUCUACGCCACAAAUGGUACGUCGUCUCGGGCCUGAUACUGGGAAUUGCAAUUCACUUGAAGAUAUACCCAAUCAUUUACAGCGCCCCUGUGGCCACUUACAUUUUCUUUCAGCAAAAGGGCGGCAUUAGUGCCCUUCUGAAGAUUGGAGCAGCUACAAUGGUGUCCUUGGGAUCGAGUUGUUAUUGGAUGUACCGCAUCUAUGGCUAUGAAUUUCUAGAGCACGCGUAUUUUUACCACAUGUACCGAACAGAUCACAGACACAAUUUCUCGAUUUUCCACAUGCUGUUAUAUUUCGAGUCUGCAUUUUCUGCGAAGUCCCUUGGUGCUCAACUGGCUUUCUUGCCCCAAGCUAUUGUUACAAUGGGCGUCGUCCCGCUAGUGCUGCGUGACCAGAGCUUUCAGAAUUUGCUCAGCGUCCUCUUUGUUCAGACAUAUGCAUUUGUUACAUUCAACAAAGUCUGUACGUCACAAUACUUCAUCUGGUACCUCAUCUUCUUGCCCUUCUACCUAGCAAGGACCAAGAUUUCAAAGACCAGAGGAUUGCUCAUGGCUACAGCUUGGAUUGUUACCCAAGCAUUGUGGUUAAGUCAAGGCUACUUACUGGAGUUCCAGGGUCGGAAUGUGUUUUUCCCUGGGCUCUUCUUUUCAAGUGUGUUGUUCUUCCUCACUAAUGUAUGGAUUUUGGGCCAAUUUAUCCAGGAUUUGAAUCAAAGAGCCUCUGACACUAAUGAGAAGAAGUUAAAGUGA